AUGACUGACGAAGAGUUACAAAUAUUUUGUCUAAUAGAGAUAGAGAAAUUGCUACAGGCCAAUGGAAAAUCAUUAAGAGAUUUUGCUGGUAUGCCGCUUCCUAAUGUUAAUUUGGUCUCACAAUUUAGUAAUUCUAUGGUGUUGCGUGAAUUAGAAUAUGACAUUUCUGUGAUGCUUGAAGAACACAAUUCAAAUUUUCCAAAGUUGAAUGAAGAACAGAAGUCAAUCUAUGAUAGGAUUAUACAUUGUGUUACUAAGAAGGAACACAGAAGAAUCGUUAUUAAUGUUGCUUCAAGUGGAAUUGCUUCAUUAUUGUUACCUGGUGGUAAGACAGCUCAUUCUAUGUUUGGUAUCCCAAUUGAAUUGAAUGAAGAUACUAUUUGUAGAAUUUCGAAAGAUAGUCCUAAGGCUGAUUUAAUUCAACUUGCUGAGCUGAUUAUUUGGGAUGAAGCUCCAAUGACUAACAAGUUGGCAUUUAAAGCUUUAGACAGAAGUUUUCGAGACAUAAUGACGUUGAUUUCAGUGUCUUACAAAGAUCUACCUUUUGGAGGAAAAAUCAUUGUUCUUGGAGGUGAUUUUCAACAGGUUUUGCUUGCUAUUCCUAAAGCUUCUCAUGCUGAGAUUGUUUUGGCAUCAAUCAAUUCUUCAAUUCUUUGGAAGCACUUUGAAGUGUUGACGUUGACAAAAGAUAUGCGGUUAGAAAGUGUUACAAAUCAAUCAAAUCUGAAAGAAUUGAAAAGGUUUUUUGAUUGGAUUCUUCAGAUUGGAGAAGGGCGUAUUGGGACAAUAAUUAAUGAAAAGCUUUUAGUUCAAAUUCCAAAUGAGUUUCUGAUUUUUCCUUCUGAUAAUCCAAUUGAUGAUAUUAUAAAUGCAAUUUAUCCUGACAUAGUUAGAAACUUUGAUGAUACUGGUUUUUUCCAAGACAGAGCCAUAUUAGCUCUAAAAGUAGAGAUUGUUGAAGAAAUCAAUGAUCACAUUCUUCAAUUGCUACCUAGGACAGAAAAAGAGUAUCUAAGUGCUGAUUCUAUAUGUGGUAGUGAUGCUUAUUGUGAAGUUGAUGUUGAUUAG
Molecule: messenger RNA, 1068 nt
Organism: Arachis duranensis
Lineage: Eukaryota; Viridiplantae; Streptophyta; Magnoliopsida; Fabales; Fabaceae
Exons: 2
Coding region: 1-1068 (355 amino acids)
Biological process (GO): telomere maintenance; DNA repair
Molecular function (GO): DNA helicase activity
Source: RefSeq, a predicted model, not a curated record